GGAAUUGGGGGAAGGGUGUGAGGAAGCCGGGGACUCAGGGCUGGGGUUUUCGGACCCCGCAGCAGGAGUUUGCGAGGAAGCUUGGCCGGGUCCUUUCUCGGUUUCCCGGGAGUCGCGGAGGAAAGGCCGCUGUCUUCGCACCCCACAGUUGAGGGGCAGGCAGGGGUAGGAGGGAGGCCUGCUCGAGUCUUCCAUAUCUGGGAAGUGUUCUCCAUCGCUGUGUCCGCCACGACCCUCGCCUUCCCCCUCCCCCACCGGCCGGUUUUGUUCUAUUUUGAGGCCCUGGCUUCUCGCGGAGGGUUCUGGGAGGCAUCUCGGUGGGCGGUGGGAACAGGACGGGCCUUGCGCGGAGGCUGCCGGGACUUGUAGUCCAAGGGGACCGCGGGCGGAAAUGCUGUAGCUUCGCCUCUCUUGACAAGGUGGCCUGUGGUCAUCUGAAGUCAGCUGACAAGAAUGCUGGGGAAGAGGGCGGAAUGUCAGCCCAAAGGAGUACCUGUAACGAACAAAAACGCGAUAUUUCCCUGAGGCUUACUUUCUGCCUUGUCUUUUCCUGAAGUAUAAAUCAGGAUGUCUGCACAGUCAGUGGAGGAAGAUUCAAUACUUAUCAUUCCAACUCCAGAUGAAGAGGAAAAAAUACUGAGAGUGAAGUUGGAGGAGGAUCCUGAUGGUGAAGAGGGAUCAAGUAUCACCUGGAGUCAUCUCCCGGACCCAGAGGUUUUCCGACAGCGAUUCAGGCAGUUUGGAUACCAGGAUUCACCAGGGCCCCGUGAGGCUGUGAGCCAGCUUCGAGAACUUUGCCGUCUGUGGCUCAGGCCAGAGACACACACAAAGGAACAAAUCUUGGAGCUGGUAGUACUGGAACAGUUUGUUGCCAUUCUCCCCAAGGAGUUGCAGACUUGGGUCCGAGAACAUCACCCAGAGAAUGGAGAGGAAGCAGUGACAGUGUUGGAGGAUUUGGAGAGUGAACUGGAUGACCCUGGACAGCCGGUUUCUCUCCCUCGACGGAAACGGGAAGUGCUAGUAGAAGAGAUUGUAUCUCAAGAAGAAGCUCAGGGAUUACCAAGCUCUGAACUCGACGCAGUGGAGAACCAGCUGAAGUGGGCAUCCUGGGAGCUCCAUUCCCUAAGACACUGUGAUGAUGAUGCUAGGACUGAAAAUGGAGCAUUAGCUCCAAAGCAAGAGAUUGCUUCAGCUGUAGAAUCUCAUGAAGUUCCUGGAACUCUCAAUAUAGGUGUUCCUCAAAUUUUUAAAUAUGGAGAAACCUGUUUCCCAAAGGGCAGGUUUGAAAGAAAGAGAAAUCCCUCUCGAAAGAAACAACAUAUAUGUGAUGAAUGUGGAAAGCACUUCAGUCAGGGCUCAGCCCUUAUUCUUCAUCAAAGAAUCCACAGUGGGGAAAAACCAUAUGGAUGUGUCGAGUGUGGGAAAGCGUUCAGCAGAAGUUCCAUCCUUGUACAACACCAGAGAGUACAUACUGGAGAAAAACCUUACAAAUGUCUUGAAUGUGGGAAAGCUUUUAGCCAGAAUUCUGGGCUUAUUAAUCAUCAGAGAAUCCAUACUGGGGAGAAACCUUAUGAAUGUGUUCAGUGUGGGAAAUCCUAUAGUCAAAGCUCAAAUCUUUUUAGACAUCAGAGAAGACAUAAUGCAGAAAAACUUCUGAAUGUUGUGAAAGUUUAAGAAGUUACAAAAAAAAAAAAAUCAGCACUCAGGUCUUUUUCUUCAGGAAUGAAGACAAAAUUUAGAACAUGAAGCGAUACAGAAUAGUUUUUUUCCUGUUGACUCUCAAUCUCCUGGGAAAUUCUAAAAAAUUCUUCACUCACUAUGAUUAUAUUAUCUUGAAAGAAAUGGCAUUAGCCUGCCUAGAAACUGAAAUUUUAAACAUAAUUCAGUUGUUAUUGCCUAAAUUUUCCAUGUGAUGUUUAUGUUUUUUUCCCAAAAUAAUGAACUACUUAGUUCUUUGUCCCUUUCUUAAAAGUUUCCUUUUUUAGACAGAUAACUUAUUUCUGUGUUGAUCAUUGAAAUGUUCUUUGUAAGGAUACAUUCCCUUCACCUUUAAAGGCAACAUAGGGAUUAUAAAGUCUGAAAAACAUUUUAAAACCAUUUUCUAAAAACUUACUGUUCUGUUUCCUUUUACCUAAUUUGAAUACAUUUAAGAAAAUAGAAGUUAAGGAUGAUAAGUUAGAGAAGGAUGGCUGAAAGCCUCAAAAUAAAAUGAGCCUUAAGAUAUCAGGUAAGUUUUAGUGAUAAAACUUCAAAAAGUGAGCAGUACAUCUAGAUUGGGAAAGAUAUACAAAUACUUUGACCUAAUCAUUGAAGUAUAUCAGUUUAUUUAAAUGCAGUCAUUGCCUACAGAAAAAUUAAAAACUUUAAUCUGGGGGCAUCUUACUAAUGAAAAUGUUUUCCCUUAUGUCAUUAAAAAGUAGUUUAAACAUUAAGCAACUAUAAAGCUGAAGGUAGAAAUUAGAACACUAAGAAUUUGCAGUGAAUGGCAGUAUUGAAAAGCAAAUGUAAACAGAAGGUAAUGGUCUGUUUUGGCUUUUAGAUUCAAAGAUCUAAUGCAUUCUUAUUUUGCCUUUAUCUUUGUUGUGGACAGAGUAUUCCCUGGCAGGUGAGCAACAAAUGUCAGGUUUGCUCUUUUUAUUCCUUUGGUACAGAAGGGUUGAACACCAGGCUAAAAAUAGUCUUGCAUUUAUUAAACAUUUUCUACCGACAAGGCACUGUGCUAGGUACUGUAAUCCUACCAUAAGUAGGUAGGUAUUUCUUCAACUGUAAAUCAUAGGGGGUUUAAUACAGAGCUGUUUUGUGUUAGAUAGAUAGCUGCUUUUCCCUGUCAGCAUUCCCAGAAUAGGUCACUGCUGAGAUUCUCAGAGCCAUAGUUUUCUCACCAGGGUGUUACAUUUGGAGGGAAGGAAGGACUCAGCUCACUGAGCUAGCUGGCUUUCCAGCAUUCUUCAGAGGUGAGUCCAAGAUACACUUUAUCGCAGUUUGGCAGUUUAUAAAUAUUUUUUAAAAAUUGAACAAGUAGCAUUGAGAUUGUACCUACAUGUGAGGUUGAAUGAACUGUUCUACUUUAAACAAUUAGGCUAUUAACAGCUAGUUUAUUAACUAUCAACUGAUUGAACUAUUUUUUUUUAAAUUUUCAGUCUUAACACAUUUUAAAAAUGUAUUAAAGUAAUACAUUGUAGUAGUAGGAUUAUAUACUCCUUGGCUGAGAAUCCCAAGUACUGUGGUUCUGCUGUUUAGUGGAAAACUCGGGAAGAUAAAAUACUGAGUAUGAGAAAAGGCUUUUUAAAAUGGGCAUCACAGUAUGGAAAAUGAUCCAUGUGAAUACAGAUAUUUAGUGGUUCCAGAUAUUUGGAGGUAUAUCAGGUGCUUGGAUCAGAUUUUAAAAUGGAAGGUGAGAUUUGCAUGAGCCUGUUAAAAAGCAUAGUGCUGGGCCAGCCAGUGGAAAAAUGAGGCAGAAUGGAGCUUGUUUAUAGGUUUUCUGAUAACAGUUACAAGAAACGUGCUUUAUAGAUUAAAAUUUAUUGAAGUAUAAAUAUGUAGUAAUGAUAUAAUGUAUUUUAAGUUAUACAAGAAAAUGUAGGGACUUUUGUUUGGGUCGUCUUCUCUUUGUGGAUGAGAGGAAUCACAUCAAUGUCCAAUAAAGCUAUAAACUCCUCUGCUCAUAAGUGAAGUAAUCUUGGGUUGAUUUAUUUAUUUAAUAACUGGCUUCUUUCCAAGUAGGAUUUGAGGUGGUAUAUUUGGAAGACUGCUGGGAUGACAGAAGUCUUGUGUUAGAGUAGGUAAGAAGGGAGUGGCCUCUCGGGCUGGAAAUUUCAUGCUUUUAAAUGUCUUAUAUAUUGCCCAUAUAUAAGGAAGUUUCCCUGUGGUAGAUUUGUCAUAAAUGCCAAAGAUACUUGGUAAUGUGAGAGCACAGAAAAGAUAGCAUUAGAAUUGGCAAAUAUAUUUUUUGUCUUGCCAGCUAUGAUACCUGUGCAUUUUUCAGAGAGGAUUCUGAGGCUAAGGCAAGGCUUUGUGGGGAAAGAGGACUGGACCAAAAAUAAUUGGAUGGUGGUAUGGUGGUACACAGGGAAAAGAAGUGAUGAGGUGUGUACUCACCAUCUCCAGUUUGGCUUACAUCCCUACUGGACAAGUUGGUUCAAAAUAACUAGUGUAUUAUGAUAUCAUCCAGACAAAGAUUUAUACCCACACAGAUAGUCGUAAUUUGGGGGAAUGCUUAGCUACUAAUGGAAGUGGUGUUACGACAGUUGUCACGCAGUGGCCUAACCAGGACUCUGGUUAGCAAAUGAGACUUUUGUUAGGACGUGAAAACUGCUGGUGACUUGCUUAAUAGCCACUGAGCAUGUAUUUGUUAGUUCCUGUUACGUUUUCUUUUGGUUUCCUGGGAUGUUAUACUUUUCACAUUGACACAUUUGACAUUUAUUUGAUCAUUUAGCAGUGUUUGGAGGAAGUUAUAUGUAUUGAAAUAUUCUUAAUGCUAAGCAUUGCAUUUGUCACUACACCUAUCACUUCUGUAGACUAGGAAAUCAAAAUUCAGAGACCUGCAUGUGGCCAAUUACAGCUGAAACUCAAAUCCAGUUUGCUUGACUCUAGAGACAUGCUUUUUCCCUGUGCUGAGUAAUGUCUGUUAAAUCUUAGUUAAUAAAUACUACAUUUAUAUGUUCUGUGGUUAGCAUGAUUAUCUGGAUCUUUUUUAUAGUACAGAAAUGUAAGAUAAAAGGUCAUUUCCUUUCAUAGGCUUACACAGAAGUGAUGGUAAUAUGGUCUGUUCUUCUAGAUUUAGGCAUACACAUGUUUAAGCAAAAAAAAAAAAGUUAAUAGCUGACACUUAGGGUUGCUAUGUACAAGCACCAGUUGAAGUGCUUUACCAUGGAUUAAUUCUUAAUCCUUGGCAAUGACAUGAGGCAACAUUUUACAGGUACACUGCUAAAACUUGCUUCCCCUCCUCCCACAUUGGCGAAUAGAUACUAACCAACCCCAUUUUCACAGAUAAAAGUUCUUUAUAGAUACAGAUACAGUAUAUUUAACAUCCCUGUACAUAUAUUUUGCUACCUAUGUGGGUUAUUUCUGUAAUAUAAAUAGACAUGGAUUUAUUGGUUAGGAAAUGCACAUUUGACUUUUUUGAGAAAUACUAUAAAAAAGAUUGUACCAACUUAUAACUCCAUUGAUAGUAAAAAUGCCUGCUUACCUAUACUCCCACCAACACUGCACCCUUAAAGAUUUCUUGCCCAUUUGGCCAGGAAUUUAGUUCAGUGGUACCAGGCACCUGUCUGGCAAGCCCAAGGUCCUGAGUUUGAUCUCUGGUACUGGAGAUUUUUGACCAUUUGAUAGGCAAAAUGUUUUAUCAUUUUUGUUGUGCCUUUCUUUGAUUAAUGGGGAGGAACAUUUUUUCAUGUUUAUUGGCCAGUUUCAUUUCCUUUGUGAAUUGAUUUCAUCCAUUUUUCUUUCAUUGUGAAAGUGUAAAUGACUGCCUCCUAAUAUAAAAUUUAAUUGAUAUACAAGUGUAAGAACAAAGACCAUUUUUCCUGGGCUUCCAGUCACAUUCCACUUUCCAUAGUUUAGUAUACUUCCUUCCACUACCCUUUCUGUACAUUUCCACAUAAAUAGACAUAAGGAUAUGAACACUAUUUUUACAUAGAUAGGAUCAUAAAUAGGAAUUACUUUUU
Molecule: messenger RNA, 5666 nt
Organism: Fukomys damarensis (Damara mole-rat)
Lineage: Eukaryota; Metazoa; Chordata; Mammalia; Rodentia; Bathyergidae
Gene: Znf24
Product: zinc finger protein 24
Exons: 4
Coding region: 568-1674 (368 amino acids)
Biological process (GO): regulation of transcription by RNA polymerase II
Molecular function (GO): DNA-binding transcription factor activity, RNA polymerase II-specific; RNA polymerase II cis-regulatory region sequence-specific DNA binding
Source: RefSeq, a predicted model, not a curated record